AUGAACCAGAUCCAAAGCAUUUUUCGUGGAAGAGGAACUCUAAUGCCAUGUUUGAAAAAAUCCAAAAAUUGCACACGUUUGGGGUUGAACGUGCUAAGGAAGCAAGAGUUUCAGAAUGUGGGAGUGAUGCGGGAAUCCACAUGUGGAGAUGCUGAUGUUGGUACCAUUUUGUCAGGCUGGCAAAAAAACAGACUGACAUAUAGAAUACUGAACAGCACACCUGAUAUGAAAGACAAAGAUGUGGAUAAAGCAAUCAGGAAGGCAUUUCAAUUGUGGACUGCUGUGACACCCCUGAGUUUCAGUAGAAUUUAUGAAGGGACAGCUGAUAUAAGGAUCACUUUUGUGGCCAGAGCUCAUGAUAGCUGCCCUUGUUAUUUUGAUGGUCCCUUUGGAAGGCUUGCUUAUGCCUUUCCACCUGGUAAUAGUCUUGGUAGGGAAGUCCACUUUGAUGAGGAUGAAAACUGGACAGCAGGCUCAGAUGGAUUCAACUUGUUUCUUGUUGCUGCUCAUGAGUUGGGCCAUGUACCAGGUCUCCCCCAUUCUGCUGACCCGAGGGCCUUGAUGUUUCCCAGUUAUGCCUAUUUCAAAGUUUAUGAUUCUCUUCUCUCUCAAGAUGACAUUAUUCGCAUUCAGGCCAUUUAUGGGCCCUGGUCAUUCCUUCCAGUUAAAUCAUCUAAAGUCUGUGGCUCUAAGGUGUCUUUUAGUGCUAUCACUACAUUACACAGAGAAGUCAUGUUUCUGAAAGGCAGGCAUUUAUGGAGAGUCUAUCCUGAUACCUUUGAAGUUGAACUUGAAUUAAUUUCUACAUUCUUGCCCUUUCUUCCAUUUGGUAUUCAAGGUGCUUAUGAAAAUACUAAAGAUCAGACACUAUUUUUCAAAGGUAAUUCUACCUCGAAUUCAAGUACGCUGCACCAGGGUAGGGAGAUAUUGCAUGUGCCUACUCCCAGUUUCUACAAGGUAGAAAGGCUGAUUAAACUGAUCACAUGGUAUGAUGAAAACAGUCAAACUAUGGAAAGAGGUUAUCCACGAAGACUAGUAGAUGGCUUUCCAGGAGUUGGCAGUAAAGUUGAUGCUGUUUUCCAGUAUAAAGGACUCCUUUACUUUUUCUAUAGAUCAAAGCAGUGGGAAUUCAACCCUAAUACUAACAAUGUUGUUCGUGAGCUGAAGAGCAACAGCUGGUUUCACUGUUAA
Messenger RNA from Gavialis gangeticus (Gharial), 1191 nucleotides. RefSeq names its product matrix metalloproteinase-27-like. Bases 1 to 1191 code for a protein of 396 amino acids. Gene Ontology annotation, biological process: collagen catabolic process; extracellular matrix organization; proteolysis. Gene Ontology annotation, cellular component: extracellular matrix. Lineage: Eukaryota; Metazoa; Chordata; Crocodylia; Gavialidae. The transcript is spliced from 9 exons. Gene Ontology annotation, molecular function: metalloendopeptidase activity; zinc ion binding. The record is from RefSeq and is a predicted model, not a curated record.